Molecule: messenger RNA, 3087 nt
Organism: Teleopsis dalmanni
Lineage: Eukaryota; Metazoa; Arthropoda; Insecta; Diptera; Diopsidae
Product: transportin-3-like
Exons: 1
Coding region: 96-2885 (929 amino acids)
Biological process (GO): protein import into nucleus
Cellular component (GO): cytoplasm; nuclear membrane
Molecular function (GO): small GTPase binding
Source: RefSeq, a predicted model, not a curated record
AUUUUGUUAGUGCGUGUUUAACAAUAACUAAUUAUAUCCCAUAAGUGAAAGCGAAGUCGUAAAAUAUUAAAUAAGAUCAAAUAUUCUUAUAUAAAAUGGAUUCACCGCCUACAGUGGACGAAGUUUUUAAACAAAUUUGUAUGUUGUAUUAUUACUCGGAUUCUGCAGAAAGAGAAAAAGCCGACAAAUGGCUUAUUAAAUAUAAAAAUUCCAUAUAUUCUUGGAGUAUUUCGGAAGAGCUAUUGCAACAGAAACGUGACGAAAAUUCAUGCUUCUUUGCAGCGCAAACAAUUCGAAAUAAGGUUCAAAGUUCCCUUAUGCAACUACCAUCAAACUCGCAUAAAACCUUGAGAGAUUCGUUAAUAAUGCAUAUAACACGUGAAGAGAAUCAACUGGUACUGACACAACUUACUGUAGCAGUUGCAGAUUUAGUAUUAGUGAUGAAUGAGUGGGAAAAUCCUGUAACCGAUUUAUUACAAAUGCUGGCAGAACGUUCUACAUUGUCGUUGUUGGGAAUACUUGCGCGCAUACCGGAAGAAAUCCAGUCGAAAAAUCUACGAUUAGGUAAGAAUAGGAAGCAAGAGGUACACAAACAGUUUAUGGCAAGCACUCCAAAACUACUAGAAUUCUUAUUUGGUUGUUUUUCAACGGUAGACGAAUCAAACGAGAAGCUUUACAACGGUGUUAUGGCCUGCUAUAACUCAUGGCUUGACAUAGAUGUUAUACCACCACAUAUCUUUAUUGAAAAUCCAAUAACAGAACAUAUUUUCCAUAUUUUGUUAGAGCCAGACUCAAAACUAUUUCAUCACGACACAUCAACAGAUUGUUUAUGCAGUUUCCUAAGUUGCUUAGAAGCAGCGUCUAUAGCCAAUAAACUUGAUUCUACGUUAUCUGCAAAAAUAUACAAUAAAAUUUAUUCAUUGAAAACAUCUUACCGUACAACUAUUACUAAAAACCAACGUUACAAAAUGAUGAACUAUUGUCGUAUAUUUACGGUAAUGGCUGAAGCAUACCUAAGUCGAAUGGUAUCAUGUGCUGAAAUUCCUCAUUAUACAAUUGGGGCACUGGACUUACUAUUGAUGUGCGAUGACUACUCUGAUUAUGAAGUCUGCGAGAUAACUUUAAAUUUUUGGUAUAGUUUAGGUGAAGAAUUAUUGCGCCAAAACAACAAUAAACUCACCAUGCAAUUUAAACCAUACGUUGACCGCCUAAUGGUAGUCUUGUACAAGCACGCGCAAAUAGAUUAUUGCACUGAUGGUUUGAUUAAUAGAAAUGACGAUUUUGGAUAUUUUCGCAGUAAAGUUGCUGAUCUAAUAAGAGAUAUGAUGUUUAUUGUUGGAUCAAAUAGGUGUUUUAAUAAAAUGUAUGAAAUUCUAACCGAUACAGAUUCUAUUUGGAUUGAAACAGAAUCCGCUUUAUUUGUUAUGCAAAUUGCAGCAAAGAAUCUUGUAUAUGAUGAAAACGACACAGUGCAAAAAGUGAUUGAAGCUAUUUUGAAUAUGCCAGAGCACUGUCAUAUUGCAUUACGCCACACCUCAAUUACGCUAUUGGGAGAAUUAUCCUCCUGGAUAGACAAUCAUUCCGAUAUAUUGGAAACAAUAUUAAACUUUCUCAAUUACUUCAUACAACAAAAUACAGAUUUGGUUCCUGCAGCGAUAACGGCAUUAACAUUGAUUUGUGCAACCUCCAAACAAAAAAUGAUCAAAUACUUGAAUGAACUAAUGGUCAUAGCUAAAUAUUUGGAUAUAUUAAAUGUGAGCACAGAAUUAGCAAUUGAUUUAUUAAAAAGUUUCGCACUUGUUGUUUCAUGCCUACCACGGCAGCAUCUAGAAAUUGCUUUACGAGAAAUAGUAUCAUUUCAGCUACAACCCCUUGCGCUAUUAGUAGAGGAUCCUAACGCAACACCAGAGAGCAUACCACAAAAUAAGCGUAGCGAUCCCAUUUAUUGGAUUGAUUGUGUUUGUGUUAUCAUACAGUAUACCGUAUCAAAUAUAUUCCCUAUUGAAGUACAUCCUAGUAAACAACUCUUAAUAGAAUUAUGGCCACUGUUAUCAAGUAUAUUAAACAAGUAUCAAUCAAAUGUGCGCAUAAUGGAACGUACGUGUCGUCUAUUGAAGUACAGUAUACGCAUAUUGCACAAGCAAGUAGCUCCAUUAGUUGAACCAUUGGUGAAGCAUAUGGUCAACUUGUAUAGCAUCCAACAUCAUAGUUGUUUUCUAUAUCUAGCUUCAGUUCUUGUUAGUGAAUUUGCAAAUAUCAAGGAAUACACUUCGGGAUUAUUGGAAAUGGUGCAAGCGUUUAUUGAUCCUACAGUCUUCAUGCUUCGAGAAGAAAAUGGUUUAGAGAACAAUUCGGAUAUAGUCGAUGACUUUUUCCGCCUAUGCUCCCGUUUUAUAGACAGCAGUCCAGUAUCAUUCCUUCAAAGCAAAUUUGUAACGUACGUUUUUCAAUGUGCAAUACAUUCCUGUAUUAUUGAUCACCGAGAAGCGAAUUUUUCAGUUAUGAAUUUUCUUGGUAAUCUGCUAAAAUAUGGUCGCACUACGAAAUUCGAAUUAACUGAGUGCCGACCAAUAGUUAAAGAUAUUGCAGAACAAAAUGGUGAAUCUUUAGUUGUAAAUCUACUAAAUGCUUCCGUAUUUCAUCUUGAUAAGUACAUGCUACCAGAUGUCGCUGAAGUGUUUUACGAAUUAAAAAUUGUAUUAACCGAAAAGGUAUUGAAAGAAUUUCUUAUUAAAGCACUUAAUAUGUUGCCAAAAGUAAGUUGCUAUGGCUUAAUAACCGCCAGACAAGAACAGUUGGAUGAUUUCGUCAACACAGUAUUAACUGGAAAUUCAGCUAAAGCAAUUUCUGAUGCGUUGAGGGAAUUUGCACUUUUAUAUCGUUAAUGAUCAAUCCAAGAUUGAAAUGGAAACUGCUGUAUUGAAGUGUUUGUUUGAUUAUACGCAGUUUUAUUUAUGGAUUGAAGUUUAUCCAGUUAACUUUUAAUGGAGACUUAUUCAUAUUUCUUUUACAAGGAAUAAAUUAAAAACUAAGUUGUGCAGCUCUUUGCGGUUCUAUUGUCUAUACUAAACAAGACUAAUAUCUGAA